AUCUGCGGAAACAGAGGCGCAGUCUGCAACGCGGCGCAGUUUUCACACUUUCACCGUGUCGCGUGUGGUUUACUCGUUGAUGCGGGGAGAAAGUUGUGGACAUGUUUUCCUGGAAGUGCACGGUUUUACGGAUACCCUGUGCAACACUGUAACUCCAGCCUUUCAGCAGCCUUUCCUCUCUGUUCAGACUUGGGAGGAUUUUUUUCCGCCACACAGUAAAGUCGCCUCUUCGCCAUAUUGUGCGCCGUGAAACUCGAGAGAAAGUUGUCAGAGUUAUGACAUUUGCUGCGCACAAUCCCUUCAUGGAGCUGCAUGCAGUCGACUUUGAUCGCAACCAAAGUGACUCCAUGGAGCUGGUCAUGGAGAGCUCCGUGCGUCACUGAUCAGGGUCCAGGGCCCUAAAAAAAAAAAAAAAGGAUGAGAAGAAUGGACAACCACUGUCAGAUUUGAUUCUGGAAGGAGGAUUUUAAAGCUCCUAACCCUGCACUUUCCUUAGGGAUUUCUCUUUCCUCCCAGAUACUUCCUUCUACACAAUUCAGCCACAGACAGUGAGCACACACUACCACAGCAAAACCCCCAUUUUCCAUGCUCAGAAAGCAAGAUUUAGAACUUUGACUCCCAACAUUUCUGUACUUAGAGUCUUACUAUGAGUCUUCCUCCUCAAGUUAAUACUGACAAGAGCGGCAAGCUUCGAGCUGCAGCCAUGAAAGAGCCUGUGCAGCAUCCAGGUGAAGUCUAUUAUGGGAUGGGACCUCCGACUUUAGAGUCAAGCCACAGUGAUGCUGCAAGCAGUUCUGGGGUUUAUAACCCAGAGAAAGGGCCCCAAAAUCUGCAGCACUAUCAGCAGGCUCCAGUAAAGUGGGUGCACCAGGACUCCUUACAGGGCCCCGGGUGGUCCCAGGAGGCCCCCGUGCCAACAUGGGGGCAGAAUUUUGGAUCGUAUAUGGGUGGAGUAAACAUCAGAGGUCAAAUGCCAUUCCACAAAGGGGUUCAUGAAGGUGUAGCUCUGCCGAUGGGGGGAGAGAAUCAGUUGGCGGGUUCUGUUGAUGUUUAUAGAGAUGCCCCCCAGGCUCAGGGAAGGGGGCUGGAGUGGGAACAGCACGCAGCAGCUGCAAUGCACCAGGCUCAGUUACAGGCCUAUCAACAUGGGCACAAAGGUGUAGAACUCCAGGGCCAGCCUCACACCUCAUCUCACACCCUGCAGGCGUCCAUGCUGCAGCCUUUCCAGACAUUCAGGCCCAGCAAGCAGCAGUUUUCAUCUGGGUAUUACUCUGGUUUCCCGGGAAACAAGGCAAUGCCAGGUCUAGCUUAUGGCGAGCAGCCAAACGCUCAGCAACCACUGCUGCACCAGAUGCAACAGCAACCGAUGCAUCAUCACCAUCAGCAGCAGCAGCAGCAGCAACAACAGCAGCAGCAGCAGCAACAUCACCAGCAUCACCUUCAACUGCAACAGCAUUUGCAACAGCAGCACCAAAUCCAACAGCAUCAAAUGCAACAGCAACAGUUGCAGCAAAUGCAGCAGCAGUACCACCAGCAAAAGCUACAGGGGCGCCAGCAACAAAUUCAACAAAUACAGCAACAACCGCAGCAGCAAAUACAACAAAAUGUGCCACAGCAAGAAGCAACACAACUACAACUGCAGCCAAAACAGCCACAAAGUCAAAACUUCAUGAGUUUUCAGCCUCCUGAGCCUUGUCAACCUGACAUCGUGCCUAAAAAGGAAGAUGUUCCAUCUAUGGAGCAGCUGCAGAAAUCAGAGGUCCAGGCCCCUGCCGUGUCUGCUGCUCUAGACCCCUGCCCUGAAAAGGCCGCCCCAAAUCCUGCAGAACCCUCAGAUUCAGGGGCAGCUCCCCCUCGAAGAUCACGGCGCCUUUCGAAAGAUGGACAAUCCCCUCUGGGUCCUCCUCCGACAAACAUCUGGUCUCAGGCCUCCAGAGAGCCUCCGCUGUCCCAGAAUGGAGUAACAGGCGCUCAGGCCACCAGAGGAGGAGAAGUGACAACAGGAGGGGUCAUCCAGAGCACGAGAAGGAGAAGGAGGGCCUCAAAGGAGAUCAACCUGGAGACUUUAGCCAACCAGGCGUCACAAAGGGAGUCCCUGCCGGCGAAAAUCAUCAAGGAGGACGGUCCCUCGGGCAGGCAGGCUAACAUGGUGCCCCUGGUGAUCCCGGUGUCUGUACCGGUGCAUAGGAGUCAUGCGGAUCCUCAGGGCGCCUGGGCUCAGGGCCGACCCGGUCCGGGGGAGCGCGCUGCAGGGCAGUCGGACCAUAAACCCUCUGUCAUUGUGGCUCGGCGGCGAUCGCUCAGAAACCCCAUGACUGAGAGUUUGGGCCAGGAUGGAGAAAAUGACUCAGGCCAGGACGAAGAUGGAAAAUCCAAAUUUAAGCGCAGACCGCGUCCUGAUCCGCUCAUCAUCCCUCCUCCCAAACCAUCCACGUUCAUCCCUCCAUCCGUCUACUCCAGCAUCACCUCCUACCAGAGCAACCUGCGCUCCCCAGUUCGCAUACCGGAAAACCCCCUCAGCCUUCCUCCUUACACCCCUCCACCCAUCCUGUCUCCUGUACGAGGGGGAUCAGGACUCUAUUUCUCCACCUUCUUGACUAACAUCGCCGCGAGCAACCAAAUCCUCCCACCGCCGGCUACACCCAAAUCUGCAUCACUUAGUCUCUUACGGUCAUCAAGUUCAGAGAUCACACCUCCGGACCUGCCUUUAAUUACUGAUGCAACGCCUGUUAGCUUUGAGCCACGUAUCAACAUCGGGCAUAAGUACCAGGCUGACAUCCCAGAGUUACAAGAUCGAUCUUCCUCCCAGUUCGACCUCCAUAAGGCUGAUUUGGUUUGGCUUCCUAUCGACAACUCCAAGCUGAAACAUGGUCACCAGGAGAGGAUGGAGGUUUUGAUGAACAUGGCCUGUUCCAGCGUUCUCAGCGGUGGAGGGACCAAUCAGGAGCUGGUUUUGCACUGUUUACAUGAAUGUGGAGGUGAUUUUAUUGCGGCGCUGGGACGUUUGAUGCUCCAGGACCCAGUUAUCCCCAAAGGCCAUCACCUGGCAGAUUAUCACUACUCAGGCUCUGACAGCUGGACUGCAGAAGAGAAGCGCUACUUCAACAAAGGCAUCGCUGCUUACAGGAAGGACUUCUUUAUGGUGCAGAAACUGGUGCAGACUAAGACGGUGGCUCAGUGUGUUGAGUUCUACUACACCUACAAGAAACAGGUGAAGGUCGGUCGCAAUGGGAUUUUGACCUUCGGCCCUCCAGAUUCACCGGUGGAGAAACACACCGAGGUCGUAGUGGAUGUAAAGAGUUCACAGCAGCCAAACGUAACUCAAGGAGAGGAGGUUGAAGGUGACAAGAAGGAGGUUUCUCGUGACCAGAGUCAGGAAAGCAGCCAUCAGGACAGCUCACACUGCACCUUAAACACACAUCGAACACAUUUGGCAGUAAGGGUGCUGGUGCUUAAAGAACCAGAACAUGUGAUCAGAGAGGCCCUGCAGUCUUCGGCUCCUCCCAGGACGCGACCUGAGCCUGCAGCGAAGAAGACCAGAGCACCGACGAAACCUCCGCAAGAUCCUGAUGCAGUAUUUCCGUGCAAAAAGUGUGGCAGGGUGUUUUACAAAGUGAAGAGCCGAAGCGCUCACAUGAAGAGUCACGCCGAGCAGGAGAAGAAGGCUGCAGCGCUGAAGCAGAAAGAGGAGGAAGAGCAGGCAGCAGCCGAAGCUCGAGCCAGGAAGGCGGCGGCGGCGGCGGCGGCGGCGGCGGCUCAUCGAAGAGGGAACGGAGAGACAGACCAGGGUGAGAUGAGCGGCCAGGACGAAUCAUCCGAGGGUGAUGAUGAUGACGAUGAGGACUGGCAAUGAGGCACGAAAAAACCGAGGACAAAUCAAUGAGGAGAUGGACCGACGAUCAGAUAAAAGGCAGAGGGAUGAGAAGAGAACGGAGCAAAGCACAAGAAAAUAACUUUGUCGUUUUCUUGUUGAUCCUUCACGUUAAUUUCCUGGCUGCUCUUUUUGAACUCUUCGAUCUAGCUUUACAAAAAUCAGCCAGGAAAACACACUCCACUUUUACACGCAUUUGUACCUUUUGAAUAUUCAGAGGAAGUUUAUUUUUUUGUAAAGGCACUUAUACUGUAUGCUUCUGCUUUUGCCAAUAUCACUUUUUAUAUUCUUUAUUUAAUUGAAUAUAUGUCAAAAUAUUCUACAUUUCCACUCUUUGGACUUGUAAUGGUUAUUUGAUAUUUUAGGUAAUCAGGAUGUUUUUUUUUAGCAAAAAAAGAUCAAAUCUUUUCCUUUGUAGUAGCAGCCCUUCUUGAUAAAGAUACAAAAAGAGAUUGUAUUUAAAACCUUAGGAUAUACUGUGUUGAAUUUUUCAGAUUUCGAUCUGAUUUUUAGGUUGGUUGUGAACUUAUUUUUACAACAAAGGGACCUUUUAAAUGAAAUUGUACAAAAAAAGUAUAUAUAAAAUUGCCAUAUAUUUAUGAUACAGCAUUUUGCAAUGAUUAUGGUAAUAUAAAAACUAAUCAUGUCAACUGCAAUAUUAAUUGUGAAUUGAAAAGUUUAUUAAAAUCUCUACUGUUUUGAA
Sphaeramia orbicularis (orbiculate cardinalfish) is the source of this 4574-nucleotide messenger RNA. RefSeq names its product mitotic deacetylase associated SANT domain protein a (gene mideasa). Gene Ontology annotation, cellular component: histone deacetylase complex; transcription regulator complex. Lineage: Eukaryota; Metazoa; Chordata; Actinopteri; Kurtiformes; Apogonidae. The record is from RefSeq and is a predicted model, not a curated record. Gene Ontology annotation, biological process: regulation of transcription by RNA polymerase II; negative regulation of DNA-templated transcription. Gene Ontology annotation, molecular function: transcription corepressor activity. Bases 647 to 3853 code for a protein of 1068 amino acids. The transcript is spliced from 14 exons.